Aedes albopictus (Asian tiger mosquito) is the source of this 7074-nucleotide messenger RNA. It is a transcript of the gene Wdr81, whose product is annotated as WD repeat-containing protein 81. The transcript is spliced from 5 exons. Lineage: Eukaryota; Metazoa; Arthropoda; Insecta; Diptera; Culicidae. The record is from RefSeq and is a predicted model, not a curated record. Gene Ontology annotation, molecular function: protein binding. Bases 360 to 6767 code for a protein of 2135 amino acids.
GGUCGCUUCGGUACCGAACAGCUGAUCAUGUUCGCUAUAUUCAUUGUGUGCGUCCAUUACACUUCACAAACACAACUAACUUUGCGAAAAGGGUAAAACGUCAAAAAACCAAGAUAAUUUUCCAUUCGGGUCAUCUUGGUAUCCAAAUCGCUAGUGCAAAAUCGCGUUUUUUUCCUCAAUAUCCUGACCAAUUCGUGACUAAAGUGCUUGUAAUCGCUAGAUGAGUGCAUCUUUUGAACCGUGCCGGUUCAAAUGUUCCGAAAAUGAUGACCAUGUGCCGGAAAAAAUGAAAAUAUCCUAGGGCUCGUAACUGCGCUUCGCGAGACCUUGCAUCUCAUUGCGUGUUUUCUCAUAUCGUAAUGUGUACCCCCAAAAGUUCAACCAUGGAAGCAAUAAUUCAGGAUCUCAACAUUCCCAAACGGCAGAUACGGGAAACGCGCUGCCCCAAUCGAUUCCAGCUGCUGGCCCACAAAUCAUGGCUGAAAACCAUUUCCCAGAGCGGGAAAGUUACAGGCGAUUUCCCUCUGUAUGGCGGCAGCGAAGCGUUCGAGUGGCCCCGCGGAGGACCGAGUAGCGCCUGGUCCCGGGUCUACAUCAGCAUCUACAAAAAACACCCAACCAAGGUGAUCCCGCUGCCGCGCAACAAACUACUCACCAAUCUCAACAACGGCGACGCGCAUCCCUCGGAGAACGAGGACCCGCUGCACUACUCGCAGCUCUUGCAAUACGUCUCCCAGACGAACCACAAGAACCUCUGGAAGGCAGCCUACCGUAAGUAUGCCGCUUCACGGCCAGACCAGCAUCAACCCCUAUCGGGGAACGCAAGCAAUGCCCAGCAGCAUCUGGCCAGCAUGGGCAGUUUCGACAAUGGCAAUAGCACCACUAUCAGCUGCAACAACAGUACAAAGAAACAACAGCAGGAGAACAUCAACAUAUCAGCAGCACUGCUCCCAUACGACUUUGUGCUGCGGGAAGCGUUGACCCGGACCUACGGGUGCCGAAUAAUACGGUUGGAUGUCUGCGCCGACGAGGGAGGAGUCGUCACGGAACAGACCUGCUCACUGAUGCAACCGCAUGCCAAUCUUUACCCCGUGUUGGGUGCGAUCGAGACCAACAUGAAUCUCUACCUUAUUUUUGAUCCAUAUAUUGAAAACAACCUGCUGGACUGCGUAACAUACAGCCCGGCGAUCCUAGAAAAAUCUCACAACAAACCGUUGUUCUUGAUAUACCAACUGCUCAAUCUGAUGAAAUCACUGCACGAUCGUGGGCUGAACAUGGGAAAUAUAGGGCUGGGCGAUAUCUACUUGACGGAGAACUUAUGGAUGAGAGUGAUCCCAAGUCUGGAAGCCAAUCUACUGGAGUUCGAUGACGACAUUCAACGACAGUUGGAAGAACUGAGUUCAACUCGAUUGGUUCUGAGCAGAGAUUCAAAAGCAAGGCUUCUCAAAGGACUCGAUCUCAAGUACUCACUGAAAGACUACUGUGAAAUGUGGUGUCACGGGCAAAUGUCGAACUUCGACUAUCUCACGAUAUUGAACAACUUGGCAGGCCGAAGAAUCGGUUGCCCCGAACACCAUCACAUCAUGCCGUGGGUUACUGAUUUCUCCACCAGGAAUGGCCAAAUUUGGAGAGAUUUGAAGAAGUCGAAGUACCGACUGAAUAAAGGCGAUGCCCAGCUGGACUUGACGUUUCAGUCAGCGGUAGGCACGGAGGGAACCGUCCCUCACCACGUAUCGGAUGUACUCUCGGAGAUAACCUAUUACGUUUACAUGGCACGAAGGACUCCGAAGUCUGUGCUGUGCAAGUACGUUCGGCCGAUAUGGGUUCCAGCGGAAUAUCCCGUGUCGAUUCAACGCUUGCACGAAUGGACACCAGACGAAUGCAUUCCGGAGUUCUUCACGGACCCAUCAGUAUUCAAAAGUAUUCAUGAAGACCUGCCGGAUCUGGAGGUUCCCAUUUGGGCCACUUGUCCGGAAGACUUCAUCGCAAAGCAUCGGGAAGCGCUGGAAAGCCAGUAUAUCUCGGAGAAGCUUCACCAUUGGAUUGAUCUCACAUUUGGUUACAAACUAACCGGGUCUUCGGCGAUCAAGUCGAAAAAUGUUUGCCUAUCGUUGGUAGACAAACAUCAGAAUCUCUGUCAACGUGGAGUUGUUCAGCUGUUCACCAACCCUCAUCCGUCACGACAGUUCACUACCAUCUGGAAUGGGAAGACUCCGCCGAGGUUGUCAACACUGCAAGAAUCCCGUCAGAGGUUGACCCGAAGUUCGGAAGAUCUCUCACGUCAAGGUUCUAGUUCCGGGUACUCUGGAUCAGAGUCCGGCUUCUACCCAGAGUAUUCAUCGUCACCACAGAGUCGCUACUCUUCGCAAAUUCUACGCUCCGGAAACUUCAAGUCUGAAUCUAUGGAGCGAUCUACAAGUUACCACAUCAACGUUCAAGCCAAAGCUCCAUCGACACUAGCAUUACCGAAGAACUACAAUCCUGUAGCCCAACUGAAUGCCGUAGAAAACUUGGGAGUGUUCGUAUCCAAGACCUUCCAAUCAUCGCUAGCGUCGGACGAUUCUGGGACGGAUUCAGCGAAAAACAAACUGCUGGAUGACGAUUUUGAACUGUGGAAUGUGAGCACCGCGAGUAGUUACGAUCGGGAACUGGGCUACGAAAGCAACUCGUUUACGAAUCGCUUGUUUUCCGAAGCCUACGAAGCAUCUCUGCUGAAGGACAGGAAGAUGUUUCAGAACUUGCGUUCCCAGAGUCAACAGUGUCAACCCAGCUCAAGACAUACGUUCAAGCAGCUGCUCUUGGAUGUUAGAACCAAAGAUCUGCAGGUGUUGGGAUGCCUGAUCGUGGAAUUGUUCUUGGCAGCGAAGCUACGACCACUGGGUAGUUGCGUGGAGCAGGAUUUCGAGAGCAGGUUGGAGUCUUGCGUGAAACUUGUUAGAAAGGACAUUAAAUUACUACCGGUGUGCGUCCAGUAUGCUGUGAAAUUACUGCUUGGAAUUGAUUCUCCGGAUAUGGGCGCUGUUGUAACAGAGAAAGGCCUUCCACAUCCGUCUCCCCAUCAAUUUCUACAGCCAUUACUGGCCAGUCUGUUAAUUCCAUUUCCUUCGCAAUAUCUACGCAUUUAUCAAACCAUUAAAGCUUUCAGUCAUUUUGACGAGUCGACUUAUCUACUAGACUUGCACACAUUCUUCGAUUGUGACGGCAAAAGUUGCUCUCGGUACGUAAACCUCGACAAACUUCGAAUAGAUUUCCGCCGACGAAUCGCUGAGUGUAAAGUGAACUGCUGUGUUGCCUUGACAGAAGGCCUUCUGGAGCCGUGCGGUACCGAGCAAUAUUCCACUGUUGAACUUCUUCUUCCCCACUUCAUCGAACUUAUCAAAGCCGACGAUACCUCUAUCCUAGCCGCAUGGAACCUCUUCGACGCCAUCUCAACAGCUUUGGGAACCAAAGGAACACGACGACAUCUCUUACAACCAAUUCUACUACUUUAUGAAUCGGAUGAUAGCGAGACUCGUAUCAACCAACCACAAAACACGCCUGUUACCAGCGAUCCGGGAACUCUAAAGUUCACCCGUAAUUCCUCCUUCAAGUCUCGAAAAUCUGUGAAGCUCUACCAUCACAGCUUCCUCUUAAAACUUAUUGUUCGUUUUGGCUUACGUUGCUUCCUGGAAAACUUCAUCGCUCCCUUGGUAGAAGCUGUCGGUGGCUACAAAGACGCUGAUCUCAACCAACCCUACCACUUCCAUGAGAAUCUUCCUUUGGGAGAUUUUCGAAGAUCACGAUCGUGUAGGAACUUCAAGCUAAAAAGCGAAAAUAGCGUUGAUCCCGGUUCGAAUGCGCCGAACCAAGGCCAGGAAUCGCUGUCCAUCUCCAACACUCUGGUCUCACCGGAUGCAUCCGACAAGACGCUCUCUCCCACAGUUGCUCAAAAUCUUCCUCUGGACGACGGAUCAAUCGACGAGGACAACGAGGAAAUGUUCAGCUUUGACGAAGAUCCUCCACCAGAACAAGCGAAGAAAUUCACGACGAUUAUUAACGUCGGUGGAGACGAGAUCAGCGAUACGGAAAUGGAGUCGGCCAUGAAGAAAAUUAUCGAGGAUUUCGAUAUGAAGGCGGAUUCCAGCAGUUUCGAUUUGCCGUUGAACCACUCGCAGGCCGAGGAGGCCAUUGAAGAUGCGCUGGAAGAAGAGUUUGUGUUCUCGCAUGAGAUGAUGUCAGGAAGUAUGGAAAAGCUGAAUUUGACCAUAGCUGUUACUUCGGAACCUGACGUAGAGAAAGGCGAUCCUAAGUCUCCAACAAUUCCAAUACCGUCCUCUUUCCGGAGGAGUAUUGAGUUCAAUUCGAUAGGCUGUGAAAUUGGAAGCAAGAAAAGUGUGGAUUCUUUGGAGUUUAUGUGUAAGACUCCACGUGAAGAUAAGAUGGAACACUCGGCGAAGAAUGCUUCAGCUGUAAACCCAAAUGCCCAAAAGUCCAACGACUCUACCAAGACCAGAUCUACCCGUAUCUCAGAAAUGAGUUCCGAAAGCUUGAUUUGGCUUUCUCACCGCUUAGGACCUGUUCUGAGUGCACGCUACCUCACACGGAACCUGUUGAAAAUGCUCACACUCUGCUACGUAGGCCCUGAGAACCUGGUGCCAAGUGAAACAUCCUUCCGUACUCAAUCCAGCAGCAGCCUUAACUAUUUUACGAUAUCUGAUGGCUGCGUUGCUGGCGAUGAAGCCGCUCAACGCGUUAUCGAGUGUCUUACCUCAAUAUCGGCUCUCUUCGGUGAUCAGUUCAUAUUACUCCAGUACUUUCCGCACGCCAGUGAACUGAUCGCUCUCUGCCGCAAGAAGACGACCCAAACACUGGAAGGAGGCCUGAUAAGUUCGCUACAACUUGUCAAAUGCCUGAUUCCGUACCUGAACGACAGCACCGUAAUGGAUCAGCUUCAGGACUUCUUGCUACGGUCGAUUAUCCAUCCGAUCAUUCGCCUUCUAGAAUCAACCAAAUUCGUCAUGCCAAGCGGGUUCCUGGCCCGAUCGGUUCUUGCUCGGAAGCUCAUCGACACUCUCUACGUAAUCUCAGUUCGUAUCGGUCGAGAAAUGACCAGGGAACACAUCUGCGUUCCCGCGUUGCAGCGUUUCUUCUUGAUCUUCGAUAAGGCGUACGGCCGGAGCGAGCACUUCAGAGAUUUCAAGUACCGCACGGACUCCAGUCCGUGUAGCUCCGGAACUGAAGACUCCCACAUUAUCGAGUUUCGCCGUGACGGCGGAACGAGAGAACUUUCCGUAAGCGGUCCAGAAAUACGCCCCGCCCGUAUCAAAGGUCAUGAACCACUGGACAGCUACACCCCUCCGAGCGCCCUGGAUGCCGAUCUCCAGCUCGAGCACGAGUCCCGACCCCCGAUCCAAGGCUGCGUACGAUCCAAAGCCAUGGAGGAAAUUCGGGAUGUCUUCACGCCAAAUCUUGCCUACUGUGCGUUCCUACCGUUCCUCAACUACCUCGGUCAAUUCGAAAUGUCCCAGACGCUGAAAAACAUGGCCCUGGUGCUGAAUCUCUGCCACGAUCACGAACAACCGGACUACUCCAGGGAUGAUUACGGCCGAUUCAAAUCCGAAGCCGAUCGGGACGACGAGGAAAGUCAACUGGACUCGCUGAACUGCUCGAACACGUUCGGUUCCAACAUCAUCGGCAACCGGAUCGAGGUUCGGAAUGACUCCAAUAAGAUCGAAAUGGAACAGAAGGAACUGCUGGGGAUGGUGACGUAUCGUCUGGAGCAGGUGAACAGUGCUAGGAACUUGCGUGGGAAUUGGCUGGCUUACUGGGAACAUGAAAUUGGCCGUUCGGACAAGGACAGUCGGUUCAACUUGAAGCAGAUCAAGCUGCAAACAUACAGUGGACACACGAACUCGAUCAAAGCAGUGCUGGCACUGGACAACGAAAACAGUUUCAUUUCGGCUUCGAAGGACAAAACCGUUAAGUUGUGGUCGCUGAGGAGUGAAGGCGACGGGAGCAAGAUUUCGUCUUGCCAGUUCACGUACACCAACCAUCGGAAGUCGGUGCAUUCGUUGGCGUUCCUUGAAUCGAUGAGGCUAACAAUUUCCUGCGACUCCGGCGUCCACCUGUGGGAUCCGUUCGUGGGAGCCCAAAUCGGCCAACUGGACGUUCCCAAGUACACUCCCGUCUCGGUGGUGAAAACGUUCCCAUCGCCUAGCUGCCUGGUGUUGGCCGGCACGGCUGACAGUUGCAUCCGCAUGAUCGACGCCCGCACCUUUAGCUACUGCAAUGAGUGGAAAGUUUCCAGUUCACCGGUGGGAUCGGUUCGGACCAUUGCUGUUUCACCUUCCGGAGCUUGGAUCGCCGUGGGACUUAGUUCCGGUCACGUAACGGUCCUUGACGGACGAACCGGGUUCAUAAUUUCCUCCUGGAGAGCGAAUGACUGUGAUCUGCUGCAGCUGCUGGCGCCAAACGAAAACCAACUGAUCAGUACGAGUUUGGAUUACUCCGUAAGCGUGUGGAAUCCCAACACCGGAAAUCUACAGUUCAAUUUGAAGAACCGUCCGGAGCCGGUACACUGUUUGACCAACAACGGGCCGGAACUGAUCGUCGGAACGCCCACCAAUCGGAUCGGCGUCUACGGAGCCGUCAGUACGGAUACGACCUUCUCGUACACGAAGCUGCGAUCGGAGACGUUCAAAGGGGUGCUGACCAGUUUUGCACUCUUGCCGCUCAACCGAAUGCUGUUGGUCGGCGGAGACAACGGUACCAUCAGUUUGCUCUGCUAGAAGAAAGUACUUUGUUUGUUUGUUUGUUAUGUGUUUAAAAAAGAAGUGUGCAUUCCUUGUACUCCAUGAAACCAAAUCACUGCUACCAUUACCGAAUCGAUUCCGAAAGCAUUCCAAAGCCAGAAGAACGGCAAAAGUAUCGUAAAGUUACGUGAUUUUUGUUUGAUGUUUUUGUGGGUUAUUAUUAUUGAAUACUUAUUGAUAUUUGUAUCUUAUACACAUCUAGUGUGAUUAUAUGAGAAUUGAUAUUGUGAAGUAAAGCAUACCAAAACUAUUGAUAUAGGUAAGAAGGAUUGAUUAGAAUGAA